GUUACUCGAUUUCGAUAGUCCCGACAUCGGAAUGUGUGUAUAUGUAAAUAUAAAAAAAUAUUAAAUUCGGCUUACUACCGCGUAUAAAUUAACAAAGCAAGUAGGGCAAAUGGCCGCCGCCGAGACAGGUGCAAAGGCCAGCGGCAGUGCGGUGUCCAGCGGGCAGCGCGGCGUCAGCCGAGUUCUUGCCAAGUUGUCUCAAUCCUUGGCCGGAGGGGAGUUUUAUGAGGCGCACAUGAUGUACAGGACGUUGUACUUUAGGUACACAGCGCAAAGACGCUACCAGGACUGCCUGGAUCUCCUCUUUGACGGAGCACAACAGCUAAUUUCCAAGGAGCAGGAGAGCAGCGCGGCGGACUUGUGCCUCUUGUUAGUUGACACGCUGGAGAAGCGAGGACCGCAGGCGGAGGACACCGACAACUUCUUGUGGGUGCCACGUCUAGGAGCCUUGAUCCGUGGCCUCAACGCUGCGACGGUGGAGCGCGAGACCCUAAUCCUACGGACCAUUAAGUGGAGUACGGCACUGCAUGGGCAGUACGGCCACCCGGUACUGCACAAGUUGAUUGCUCAUGUGUUUUGGACAGAGGGAAACAUCGAGUCCGCUCGGCAUCACUAUCUUCUUUGCCAGGACGGAAGCCUCUGCGGCCGAGUGCUGAUAGAGAUCAGCCAGAGCAGAGGUUUCCAGGGCGAGGUAGACUUGUUUCUGGUGCAAGCAGUGUUGCAGCAGCUUUCGCUUAAGGAUCGAAAGACCGCCGAAGAAACGUUCACCGAGUACACGCGGUACCACGCUAAGAUACUCAGGCAUGAGUUCCCCUACAAGGAACCGCUGGUCAACUUUCUGUACUUCCUGUUUCGCCUCAUUGACGCAAAGCGUGUUGCUGGGUUUCGGGCCUUGCGCAAGCUUUACGAUCCAUCGCUUAAGCGCGACUCAUCCUUCCUGAAGUACGUGGCCAAGAUUGGAGUGAUCUAUUUCGACGAGCAGCCGGAAACAGGUCAUGCCGGCCCUCCAGGAUUGGGCGGCAUGUUCGGGGACAUAUUCAAUCGCCUAAUGGCGGGCUUCGACGAGGACGACGCGGAGGAUCAGGGCACGCCGCAAAGACGACAGAACGUGAAUAACGAGCUGGACUAACAUCAAAUACAGAUUUUGGCAGAAAUGGUGCAUAGCAAAGGACCCUUUGGUUACUACACUUUUUGGUCGCUCUUAGUCAACGAAGUUCUUUGCCAAGAAUUCAUCGGUCUUUUCUUGUUAUAAUUUUAAUGUAUGCGUAUAGUCGCGAUAAAUGCAAUGUAGAUUCCACAGUGUUUUAGAGGGAAAAUAUAAACAAACGUUUAUUUCACCUUGA
This is a messenger RNA of Drosophila takahashii, 1343 nucleotides long. Its product is annotated as Golgi to ER traffic protein 4 homolog. Gene Ontology annotation, biological process: protein insertion into ER membrane. NCBI's taxonomy places the organism in Eukaryota, Metazoa, Arthropoda, Insecta, Diptera, Drosophilidae. Gene Ontology annotation, molecular function: protein binding. The record is from RefSeq and is a predicted model, not a curated record. Gene Ontology annotation, cellular component: cytosol; BAT3 complex.